GAUCAUGUUAAAAGUUCAUCGUGCUCUGUGUGAUGUUACUGAUGCUGUCAGACGACACUAAAUAUUAAAAUUAUGUUACGACGGAACAGAUCGAAGAACAGAAUGAUUGCCAUUGGUCUCGUAGUGUUGGCCACUGUAAUUUAUAAUGAGUUUCUAGUUUAUGAUAUACAGAAGUUCAAGUGGUCUGCACGAGAGUGUUCAGAAUGCGUGAAAGUAUUACUUGUUGCCGAUCCCCAGAUACUGGGUGAAAAAACAGAGAAUUAUUUUGGUGCUUGGAUAGCACAGUGGGAUAGCGAUAGGUACUUGAAAAAGACAUUUUCAAGAGCCUUGGACUAUUCUCAGCCACAUGUUGUUGCAUUCCUUGGAGACCUUAUGGAUGAAGGCCAUAUUGCUAAUGCAGAAAGCUUUAGGGCAUACAAGAGAAGAUUAGAUUCUAUAUUUUACAUGCCUGAUAAUAUAAUGAAAAUUUAUUUGCCAGGUGACAAUGAUAUAGGGGGUGAAGAAGAGUCUGUCUCAUUCAAUAUGAACAACAGAUUCAAUUUUGCAUAUACACAGUCUGACACAUUAGUUUAUAAGUCAGUGACAUUUUUCAAGGUAAACAGAUUAACUCAUACAAUGCCAGAAGCUCCAAAAGAUGCCUUCCUUAAUGAUUACGCAGAGCGAAACACAACAAAUGUGGUGCUUAGUCACAUGCCUUUAUUGUUCAUGCCUGGUACUUUUGUGCAAAAUGUACUAAAAGAAUUGUCGCCUCAAAUUAUUUUUACUGCACACGAGCAUAAAGCCAUGCAUAUUAGUUUAGACACGGCAACAGACCAGUUAAGCGAGAUUUGGAUAUUACCACCUUACGAAACACCUUUGUACCAACUGAGAAUGGAUGUAGGUGAUAUUCACGAAGUGCAAAUACCCACAUGUUCGUACAGAAUGGGUACACCUCAUACAGGAUAUGGCAUGGCUUAUAUUGAUACUCAAGAAAAAACGAUGGAAUUCAGUAUUUUAUGGUUACCAGGAAGAUUUCCGCAACUGUGGAUUUACAUUUUCGUUGGAAUAUUCAUUGUAGCGUUCAGCGUUUGCGUUUAUAUAUCCAGUUGCUGCUUAAAGAAUCAUGCAGGUUACACUCGUAUGUCAUCGAUUUAA
Molecule: messenger RNA, 1134 nt
Organism: Dufourea novaeangliae
Lineage: Eukaryota; Metazoa; Arthropoda; Insecta; Hymenoptera; Halictidae
Gene: Mppe
Exons: 7
Coding region: 73-1134 (353 amino acids)
Biological process (GO): GPI anchor biosynthetic process
Cellular component (GO): endoplasmic reticulum
Molecular function (GO): hydrolase activity
Source: RefSeq, a predicted model, not a curated record